Messenger RNA from Onychostoma macrolepis, 1859 nucleotides. It is a transcript of the gene dhrs11a, whose product is annotated as dehydrogenase/reductase 11a. The record is from RefSeq and is a predicted model, not a curated record. The transcript is spliced from 7 exons. Lineage: Eukaryota; Metazoa; Chordata; Actinopteri; Cypriniformes; Cyprinidae. The coding region runs from base 278 to 1048 and encodes 256 amino acids.
GCGGGUUCCGCGAGGAUUGGAUCCGUGUGUGUCGAGCUGUUCCUGGGUGUUAACGGCAGAAGAUCGGGGAGGGCUGGAGUGAUUUGUUCCCGCCUCAAACACGUUCCCUGAUACCAUUCUGAAUCAGAGGAUAUUACUUCACUGGCGACACUGACACAAAGUAACAGCCGCGCGCAGCUGUGAUACAUUGUUUCAGUCCGGCGCGGAUUAGAACUCGUUGUUACAUUGUGACAUUGCGCCGAGCUGACCGUGAUAUACUGUGUGUGCCGCGUCUGAGAUGAUGGAGCGCUGGAAGGGGAGAGUCGCGCUGGUCACCGGAACGUCCGUCGGGAUCGGAGCGGCUGUGGCUCGCGCUCUCGUCCAGCACGGCAUGAAGGUGGUCGGCUGCGCGCGGAACGUGGACAAGAUCGAGAAGUUGGCAGCCGAGUGUCAGAGCGCGGGAUACAGCGGCACUCUGAUCCCGUAUAAGUGUGAUUUGUGCAACGAGGAAGAGAUUCUGUCCAUGUUCUCGGCCAUCAAGACGCUGCAUCAGGGAGUGGACGUGUGCAUCAACAACGCCGGUCUGGCUCACAACGAACCGCUGCUCAGCGGAAGGACAGACGGCUGGAGGAAUAUGAUCGAUGUCAACAUACUCGCUCUGGCCAUCUGCACGCGUGAGGCCUACCAGUCCAUGAAGGAGAGACACGUGGAUGACGGACACAUCAUCAACAUCAACAGUAUGGGGGGUCACAGGAUGGUGCCCAGCGCUGACGAACACUUCUACUGUGCCACUAAAUACGCUGUGACCGCUAUGACAGAGGGACUGAGACAAGAGCUACGGGAGGCCAAAACACACAUCCGAGCCACGUGUAUAUCACCUGGAAUAGUGGAAACUGAAUUUGCCUUCCGGCAUCACAACAGCGAUCCGGAGAGAGCUGCAGCCGUUUAUGAAAGUAUAAAGUGUUUGAAAGCAGAAGACAUCGCCAGUGCCGUCACGUACGUCCUGAGCGCGCCUGCUCAUGUUCAGAUCGGGGACGUGCAGAUGCGGCCGGUGGAGCAAGUGUCAUAGGAACGGAUCGGGAACGGGACGACACCUGCUGGGCACAAAUAUGUAUAACACCUUGUUUUAAAGAACUGAUUGAAGGGAAUUGGUUUGGGUUUGCAGAUCGGAUCAAAUCGGAGACGGCGGCGCUGUGUGGCUCGAGCUGAUGCGGCGCUCAGACGCUCGACAGCGAGCCGGAGAGCGAGAUUACCUUGGUUUAAAUUCACAGAUGUACACAGUCUGCUAACGUCUCAAAUAUAAGGGGAAACUUUCAGGCUUUUCUAAAAACACAUGACGUCAGAAACUGGAACAAAAGAACGAAGAUUUAAUGUGUGUUACUGUCUGAUACGGUCACGUGAGACCGAUUAUACCGAGACCAGUACGCCAUGAAUUGCACAUCAUUUUUGGUCUUUUAUUUUAUUUUUAUUUUUUUUUAGGUCAUAUUACAUAUCUGUUUUAAGAGUGUGGCGAUAAGAAACAGUCGCUCGGUGCCGGUUGAGGUGAUGUUAAUUACUGUAUUAAUUUUUUCAUGAGUAUUCUAACUUGAAUUGUAUGUAGAUGUGGUUCUCAUACCUAUGACAGCUGCUGUUCGUUUGAAGCGGUGAAACGAAAUCAGUGCAGGAUUUUCAUGAGAAAGAAACCCGUUUGACUGCAGUCACACUCUGAAUCAGAAACCGGAUGAGAAAUGUUGGUUUUACAUUGAACUUUCACUGAAUGAAAGGCACGACACUGGCUUCUUUCAUUGGAAAAUAAGUACGGAAACACUGUAGUGAGGACUUGAAAAGAAAUAAUAGUUGAUAUAAUUAAUUCUUACUGAUUAAAGGUGAUUAUGAUUAUU